AUGGGGGAUAGAACAACCAUUAUUGAUCUAGCAAGGAUGCUCAAUUUGAGUCCCACAACAGUUUGGAGAAUGGUGAAAAGAAAACAGAUAAAACCACAUUCAAGUCCCUUGAAUCCAGGCAUUUCAGAAGAAUGCAAGAUGGCAAGGAUGAAGUGGGUACUUGGUCUCUUAAUGGACUACUCAAUACCAAAUGAUCCCACAUAUUACAGCAUGUAUGAUUUCAUUCACAUCGAUGAGAAAUGGUUCUAUCUUACACAAAAAACAGUAGCAAGGCCAAGGUGGGGACAAGAUGGGCAGUGUGAGUGGGAUGGGAAACUUAGUAUAUUUCCAUUCACAGAUGCAGUGGCAGAAAAGAGAACAUCCAAAAACAUAGUGAAGGGGACAAUUGAGACUAAACCAAUCAAGUCAGUGAAUCAGAUUGCAACUAGGGCCAUGCUAAUCAACUACCUAAUCCCAGCAAUUAAAGAGAAAUGGCCACCACAUGAGGGGGAAAGGGUGAUAUACAUCAUUCAAGACAAUGCAAAGGCACACAUUUUGCAAAAUGAUCAAGAAUGGCAGCAACAUUACAAGCAAGAUGGCUUUACAUUGAUAUUGACUCAGCAGCCAGCAAACAGUCCAGAUUGUAACAUAUUAGAUUUGGGGUUCUUUAGGUCAAUUCAAUCACUAAUGCACAAAAAGAUGCCUAAAACAGUUGAAGAUUUAAGUGGUGCUGUGACUGAGGCAUAUAAUGAACUGCAUGCAAAGACUCUAUCUAAUGUGUGGAUGUCACUUCAAUAUGUUGGAAAUGAAAUUUUGAAACACAAGGGGGACAACAACUACCAACUCCCACACAACAAGAAAAAGAUUUUAGAAGAUGAGGGGAAUCUGCCAGAACAAGUUAAGGCCCCAAGGUGGGCUGUGAAUGAAUGCAAACAACUUGUUGAUGAAUGGAGAGCAAAUCAGUGA
Molecule: messenger RNA, 945 nt
Organism: Spinacia oleracea (spinach)
Lineage: Eukaryota; Viridiplantae; Streptophyta; Magnoliopsida; Caryophyllales; Amaranthaceae
Exons: 2
Coding region: 1-945 (314 amino acids)
Molecular function (GO): nucleic acid binding
Source: RefSeq, a predicted model, not a curated record